Molecule: messenger RNA, 3441 nt
Organism: Priapulus caudatus
Lineage: Eukaryota; Metazoa; Priapulida; Priapulimorpha; Priapulimorphida; Priapulidae
Product: vang-like protein 2
Exons: 7
Coding region: 1423-3348 (641 amino acids)
Biological process (GO): multicellular organism development; establishment of planar polarity; Wnt signaling pathway, planar cell polarity pathway
Cellular component (GO): plasma membrane
Source: RefSeq, a predicted model, not a curated record
AGAGAGAGAGAGAAAAGGAGAGGACGAGAGAGAGAGAGAGAGAGAGGGCGAGAGGGAGAGAGAGGGUCGUUGUUCUGACUUUUAUCUGAUGUGACAACGGAAACCGAUGUUAUCGUUGCAUAGCAUUGAUUGUGUUCCUUCUUUUGUCGAAACCUAGCUGGACCUCGGAUAGAUUUUGCCGCCGUAAUUCGGGUGUGGUGAGCGCGGGCAACCUAACAGACAAUAGCAGAGCGUGGAUAUCGCAAUUGAUUGCAUUGAUUUGGGGGUAUAUAAAUGCAAGGCUAGAUCAAAGUAUACGUUGGGGUUAUUAAAUUAGUGCAAUUUCAAUGAUCUCUAUUAUAACACACCACGUGCAUCCUAAAUCGAACAAGCGUGCGCGUGUUUAGGUAAAUGUGGUAAGCGCCUGUUCGAUGCCUCCUCCAAGCAGGCAUCACACAUUCGAUUUACACAGAACUGUUGUUAUACUUAUGUUAUAACUUAUGUAGGCUCAUUAUUUACUACAAGUGUGUGAUUAUCUAUACAUAUUUCGGGUUGUGGGUCGUAGUUUACGUGCUCUUAGGCGCACAGUGGGCGCACGCGCGCUUAAUUGAGGGUUGCUUUGACAGCACGUCCAUUGCUCUCUGUGUUCAGUAUCCGGCUGCCACCUCCCCUCACUCAUAUCAUAGACUGCGCGCGCGCGAGUAGGGUGAGUGAGAGCAGCGCAGCCGCACAGCUAUUGUCAGCCUGCCACCAUUGUCAGCCCUCAAGGCAAGCAGCAACAGCAUCAGUGUAGCAGCAGCAGUGUAGCAGCAGCAGUCGCAUCAGCAGCAGCAGCAGUAUCAGUGCAUCAGCAGCAGUCAGCAGCAGCAGCAGUCGCAGCAAUAUCAGUGUGUAGCAGCAGCGGUAUAGAGUGUGGCAGUACUUGGACCCCGUGUGCAAUAUUGUGCCGCUCUGCUGGUCUGUCUGCCCCCCCCCCUCCCGCGGGCCACGGCGGGCUCUCCCGACAGUCUACAGUGCCUUCCUCGACAGUACAGCUCAAGGCUAGGCUGUCAAGACUGGCUAGCGAACGAACACACACCGUGCAAUACGUGACCGUUUGUUGGUGACAGCUUAAUACGAGCUACCUUGUCUUCCUAGAUACGCCUUCGUUCAGUGCUAGAUGUGAACUAUCUGUGAAGUGAGCGGCAUCAGACAACGUGCAGGACACGGUGGUGUCUCGGGGAGCUACUAGCACGUGAACCUGUUUGUGUGUCGAGGAAUCGAACUGGAAGUAAAAUAGUGGAUAGUGCGCUUAUCUGUUGGUGCACAGCGACGUUGACCGGCAUGUGAGGACGGUUUUGAAGUUCGAUUCCAAGCUACGCUAGGAUGGCAGUGACGUGGAGCGGGGAGCAGUGAUCGCGGCGGCGGCGGCGGAGGCGGCGGAGUGAGAUGACCAGCGUUAGCAUGGAUGUAGAGAGCGUGAGGUCGGGCCACAGCGAGCGGUCGAACCACUCGCGUCGCAGCCACGGCAGCAGCGGCAAGCAUCGUCGCCAUGGCUCCCACGGACGCACCAAGCGCACGGUGCGCGUCAACAUGGGGGAUGCCGACAGUUCGCGCAUGGGCGAGGAGAUGAUUGAGGUGCAGAUCAUACCGCAGGAUGACAACUGGGGGGAGAACACGACGUGCAUCACAGGCAACACGUCGGAGGCCGGCGGCUCGUUCGAGGACAUCUCGAAGCUGUCGCGAGACUUUGACGGCGGCGCAGGCGGCGGCGAUCGCGAGCGGGCGUUCCGCUGCGCGCAGUUCGUCGGCACGUCGUUGGCAGCGGUGCUGGCAGCGUUUGCCUUCCUCACGCCCGUAGCCUUCGUGCUGCUGCCUGAGUUCAUCGAUGUACCCGGACUCGAACAGAUCAGCUGCGACGCGGCGUGUGAGGGCCUGCUCAUGAGUCUUGCCUUCAAGCUUGUCAUCAUCAUCAUCAUCAUCAUCAUAGUUGUUGUUGUUGUUGUUUACAGCUGCGACGCGGCGUGUGAGGGCCUGCUCAUGAGUCUUGCCUUCAAGCUUGUCAUCAUCAUCAUCAUCAUCAUCAUAGUUGUUGUUGUUGUUGUUUACAGCUGCGACGCGGCGUGUGAGGGCCUGCUCAUGAGUCUUGCCUUCAAGCUUGUCAUCCUCGGCAUCGGCGCGUGGGCCGUCUUCUACCGGCGUCCGAAGGCCACGAUGCCGCGAGUGUUCGUGCUGCGCGGCAUCGUGCUCGUCUUCACAUUCAUCUUCACCUUCUGCUACUGGCUCUUCUUCGGCGUGCGCAUCCUCGCCGGCCAGCCCGGCUACGGCGGCGCCCCCGACCUCGCGGUGGCGGCGGCGGCGGCAAGCGACUACUACGAUGCUGACGCGGUCGCGGACGCCGUCGCGGGGCUGCGUCGCGCCGACGCCUACCACAAGGUGGUGCAGUUCGCGGCAACGUUCGUCGACGCGCUGCUCUUCGUGCACUACCUGGCCGUCGUGCUGAUCGAGCUGCGGCAGCUGCGCACCGCCUACACGGUGACGGUCGUGCGGUCCCCGGAUGGCGAGCGGCGCGCGUACAACGUGGGCCAGCUGAGCGUGCAGCGCGCCGCCGCCUGGCUGCUGGAGCAGUACUACCGCGACUUCGCCGCGUACAACCCCUACCUGGACCGCGCGCCGUCGCGACGCGGCAAGGGUGACGUGCCGACGACGUUCAAGUUCUACGAUAUCGACGGCGCGGGGAACAACAGCCUGCAAGGGCGGUCGCGCGCGAUCAUGGCUGCGUCGGCCCGCCGCCGCGACAUGAGCCACAACGAAAGCCCGAUAGACAGAGCAUUACGUGAACAUUGCAGGUUUUUCGAAGGAGCUGUGAGUUACGAGGCGAAUGUGGUGAAUGUCGUGCUGCGAGAAUGCAGCGAGAUGGUCUCUACGGAUCCCGAGAGGAAGCCUUCACGAGACCGUCCAGCUAUUCCGAUGGAUCCGACAGAGGCAGCUCAGGCGGUGUUUCCCUCGCUGGCUAGGGCACUGCAGAAGUACCUGCGUGUGACUCGCCAGCAGCCGUACUACACGUUAGAGGCAAUUCUCGAGCACCUGGCGAUCUGCAUCAGCCACGACAUGUCGCCGAAGGCCUUCCUCGAGCGCUACCUGCAGCCGUGCCCGGCGAUCUUCAAUGAGCGCGAGUACAGUCGCGUGCAGACGUGGGCGCUGGUGAGCGACGUGGCGCCGAGCGCCGCCCUCGCAGACGGCGUCGUCUUCCAGCUGAAGAGCGGGGUCGGCGAUGUCGCGCUGCUCGUACACGUGCGCCGCGUGCCGCACUUCAACAUCACCGAGGAGGUGAUCGACCCGAAGAACAACAAGUUUGUGCUGCGGCUCAACUCGGAGACGUCGGUGUGAGCGUGCACGCGUUGUGCUGCGGCUCAACUCGGAGACGUCGGUGUGAGCGUGCACGCGUUGUGCUGCGGCUCAACUCGGAAGACGAUCGGUGUG